AUGUCUUCCGAACCGCUUGUUGUUGAUGUGUACUUUUCAUUUCGGAGUCCAUACUCCUACUUAGCACUUCCACAGCUGGUAUCGUGGAAAUCCAAAUAUAAGAACCUGCAGUUGCGCAUGCAACCUAUUUUACCAUUGUUGGUACGAAAGCCGGAUUUUUUUGAAAAGGUCAAUCCCAAGACCCAUCUCUAUAUGAAGAUUGAUACGCGGCGGGUUGCCGACCAAUUGGGGGUACCAUUUAAAUGGUUCAACCCUGAUCCGGUCCCUUUGCACUUUGAUGAAAACGGCAUUCACAGAAUGAAUGAGCACCAGCCCUACAUAUAUCGUUUGACCUAUCUCGGCAUUCUCGCAGAGGAGCAAGGGCAUGGUUUGGAGUUUGCUGCGCAAGUUGCCCACAAUAUCUGGACAUUAGAUAACUGGGAUCAGGGAUCCCACUUAGCGGAAGCUGUUCAACGUGCGGGGCUGAAUUUAGCAGAAUUGGACCAGAAACUGGAACAGGAUUGGUCAAGAUUGGAAGCGUUGGAGAAGGAACAUGUCAAAGCCCUGGACGCUGCGGGCCAUUGGGGUGUUCCGACCUGCGUGUUUAAUGGGGAACCCUUUUUCGGCCAAGACCGCCUUGAAUUGCUCUUAUGGCGUUUACGCCAACAUGGUCUGGAAGAAGUAUCUGAUUCAUAG
Talaromyces proteolyticus is the source of this 675-nucleotide messenger RNA. RefSeq names its product DSBA oxidoreductase. Gene Ontology annotation, molecular function: oxidoreductase activity. Bases 1 to 675 code for a protein of 224 amino acids. NCBI's taxonomy places the organism in Eukaryota, Fungi, Ascomycota, Eurotiomycetes, Eurotiales, Trichocomaceae. The record is from RefSeq and is a predicted model, not a curated record. The transcript has a single exon.